Danio aesculapii is the source of this 2206-nucleotide messenger RNA. RefSeq names its product phospholipid scramblase 2. The coding region runs from base 216 to 1637 and encodes 473 amino acids. Gene Ontology annotation, biological process: plasma membrane phospholipid scrambling. Gene Ontology annotation, molecular function: phospholipid scramblase activity. Gene Ontology annotation, cellular component: plasma membrane. The transcript has 13 exons. NCBI's taxonomy places the organism in Eukaryota, Metazoa, Chordata, Actinopteri, Cypriniformes, Danionidae. The record is from RefSeq and is a predicted model, not a curated record.
GAAACUAUAAAUACAUGUUAAAGAUAACAGCACAAUCACAGAUGCCAGCACUCAUUCAAUGCAAGCUUAAUACUUUUUAUUUCUGAUUCCUGCAAUCUAUUCCAACGCAAAGGAACACUCCUUUAAAAAGGGCUCAUUUGUGGAGCAGCUCAAGUGCUAAAACCUUCUUCAGAGUUUUAAUAGGCCGUUCACCUGAAAACCAGCAAAAAAAUCCCAUGUCUCAGCCAGAAGAACCAGCACCGGCUUCUCCAGCCACAGAACUUGAGCCAGACAACCAACAACCUCCAAUUCAGUCUGAUUCAAUCCCUGCUCCAGAGACUCAACCACCUCCAAUGGAAAUACAGUCUGAACCAAUUUAUGAAAUUAUUGAGGAUCAGAUCUAUGAUGAGCCUACACCAGAUCUCCCAUCUGCAGGAGCCCAAACUAAGGAUCAAACACCUCGAGUUCAGACAGUCUUGAAUCAGACAAGUCCAGUCAAUGUAGUAGUGCCUUACCCGAUUCAGCCAUCUGGAGGCUAUCCAGUACAAAACAACUUUCAAACUGUAACGUCCCAGCCAGCAAGUCCUGCACCAACUCCUCUACCUGCAGGGCCUCAGCCACAGAAUCAAACCUUUCCAGGUUACACGAGGGUUCAGCGCAACUAUCCUGUUGGAGGAGUACCUGGAGGGGCUACUCUACCUGCAGGCCUCCAGUCAAAUAAUCAGCCACCAGUUCAACUAGUCCUAAUUCAGGAUGGUGCAAGUAAUCCAGCAACUCAGCGGGUUCAGCCAUAUCCAGGCUAUCCCAUUAAAAAUAGUCUUUCAAAUCCCUCGCUUCAACCAAAUGGUCCUGCUUCAACUUCUCCAGAUCCAACACUCCAGCGACAAAAUCAGCCACCACCAGCUCAACUAAUCAUAAACCAGUGUGAUCUAAAUAAUCCAACGCAAGUCCAAGCAUAUCCAGCGCCUGCAGCUCCACCAGUGAUUUUAACUUAUGGAAUACCACCUGGCCUUGAGUAUCUCACUCAGGUUGACCAGGUCCUUGUUCGCCAAAAAAUUCAGUGUAUAAAAAUACUCACUUGCUAUCAGCCUAGCAACCAUUAUGAGAUCAAAAACAGCAUUGGGCAAGACGUUUACCGUGUCAAAGAAGAGAGCGAUUGCUUUGCACGCAGUGUCUUGGGUCCAAUUCACAAUUUUAAAUUGCGAAUUGAAAACAGUACGGGCCAAGAAGUCAUCCGGAUGGAAAAACCAAUGCAAUGCUUCUUACAAGAGAUUGCGAUACAGGCUCCCCCUGGAAUAACUAUAGGCUAUGUGAAACAAGAAUGGUCCUUUUUGAACCCAAAAUUCUCUGUCAUAGGCCCCAAUAAUGAGGUACAGCUGGCAAUCCAUGGGCCCUUCCUUCCCUUUGACUGCUGUAGUGAAGUAAUCUUUGAGGUAAAAAGCCUGUUGGAUGGGCAGACGAUUGGUCGAAUCAUAAAAGAGCAAAGUAAUUUCAUAUCAACUUUCUUUGCUGAUGACAGCAACUUUCGCAUUGAGUUCCCACUGGACUUGGAUGUUAAAAUAAAGGCUGUACUUCUGGGUGCUUGCUUCCUUAUUGACAUCAUAUUCUACAACAAAAAUGGAACUUUAUUAUUCAAAUUAUUGCGGGGACUUAUAUAAACCACAAGCUAAGUUUCAAAAAUUAACUGCCCUUUGAGAUACUACAAAAAACUUUAUUUUUAAAGUUUUUUUCUAUAUACUUAUUUUAUUUUAGGUUUUUUUUUGACCUUUUAAUGUAUAGGACAGUAGAAUGGAUACUGGAGUGUGUGGGGAGCAAAGAGAAGGGAAGGAUUGGUCAAGGACCUCGUGGCGGGAAUCAAACUCAGGCGACGUGAGCGUCUCAGUGCUAUAUGUUGACACACUAACCACUACUGGCAAAUAUUUUUGUAAAAUAAUUAGUACAAUAAUACAAAAAAGUUGUGGUUCAUGUUAGUAUGAGCCUUAGUGGAGAGAUCUGCAGAAUAGACAGAAGAAAUGUCUAACACAUAAAGUUUCUGUCUGUAUAACCUAAAUAGCUUAAUGUUGCAAUAGUGCAAAUAUUGUUUACAAUAUGUAUGUGUUGUGGCUUGAAUAAAAUGUGAAUAAUGUACUGUAUGUAAAACAUCAUGAAAUUUAGCAUCUGAGUAAAAACAUAAGAACUGUUCCAUAUGUAUGUUGAAUAUAUGGUUAAAUAUUGCUAGACUGAAGGA